AUGUUUAAUCUUCGUUCCUUUAUUUUAGGCGUUGGUUCCAUUGGUACUUUUCUUGAAGGUCCAGUUAUUGGUUGGAUUGUUGCUCAAUAUGGUUGGUCAGCUAUGUUUACUUGCAUGAUUUUAUUAAGUGUUUUUGGUGCAAUAACAUCAUUUCGAGCUGCUCAUUAUCAACGUAUGAUCAAACUUUCACCAGCUGCAUCAUCAUCAUCACUCAAUCAAAUUAUUUCGUAG
This is a messenger RNA of Rotaria sp. Silwood1, 231 nucleotides long. The record is from the annotation of a GenBank genome assembly. NCBI's taxonomy places the organism in Eukaryota, Metazoa, Rotifera, Eurotatoria, Philodinida, Philodinidae.